Messenger RNA from Clarias gariepinus (North African catfish), 1135 nucleotides. RefSeq names its product family with sequence similarity 133 member B (gene fam133b). The transcript has 11 exons. NCBI's taxonomy places the organism in Eukaryota, Metazoa, Chordata, Actinopteri, Siluriformes, Clariidae. Bases 92 to 850 code for a protein of 252 amino acids. The record is from RefSeq and is a predicted model, not a curated record.
GGUAGUUUCCAGUGUCACAGACGCGAUGCGGCUGCAGCAGGCAUGUAAACAAAGAAUGUAACUUGUCUGUGUGUGCGGCAAAUCUCUGAAAAUGGGAAAGCGGGACAACCGAGUGCCGUACAUGAACCCCAUAGCUGCUGCUAGAGCAAGAGGACCUACGCCCCUCAGCGGCCCUACAAUACAGGAUUAUCUCAGCAGACCUCGACCAACAUGGGAGGAGGUGAAAGAGCAGCUGGAGAAGAAAAAGAAAGGCUCAAGAGCUUUGGCUGACUUUGAGGAUAAAAUGAACGAGAGAUGGAAGAAGGAACUGGAAAAGCACAGAGAAAAAAUCCUGGGAGGAGGUGAGAAGAAAGAAAAGGAAAAAGAUAAAGACAAGAAAGAGAAAAAGAAAAAGGAAAAGAAGAAAUCCAGUAGGCAUUCUUCGUCUUCUUCCUCCUCCUCAUCGAGUUCUGAUUCCUCCAGCAGCUCGUCAUUCGAGUCUGAAGAUGAGGAUGAAAAGAAAAGCGUGAAGAAGAAACGGAAAAGAAAGAGAUCCUCAGCGCGGAAAGCAACAGAUGAAUCUGAUGUAGAAUCGGAAACAGACAGCAAGGAAUCCUUCAAAAAGAAAAAGAAAAGAAUCCGGGAGGAGGGAGAUAAAGAUAAGGAGGAAAAGGACAAAAAAGAUGAUUCAGAGUUAGAUGAAGAUGGUGAAUCCAGGAAGAGAAAACGGAGUAGUGAAGAGAAGGAAAAGAGCACAGACAAAUUAAAGAAAAAGAAGAAGAGGAAACAUAAAAAACACAGCAAGAAGAAAAAGAAGAAGAGCUCAGGAUCGGAUGUAGAGAAGAGUUCAGGAGUGUGGCAUCCUGAUUGAACUGAAUAAGACUGGAGCCCUGCCUCUGUGACUGGAAAACCUGACUGUCUACCAGUGGGACCGUGAUAGCUGCUCGUGUUUGCAGCAGUGUGUCUUCCUGCUUGUGCAGGGUGAUUGUGUAUGUGUGUGUGGAUGGAUGAAUGGAUGGAUGGAUGGAUUAUGUGUUGAGUGUUUUAGAGGGGCUAUGAGAGCUUGAAUUCACUAUUUUUUUUUUUUGGUUGUUUUAAUUUUUGCUUUUAAGCAGAAGAUUGUGUCCCCCAAUAAAACGCUGUUAUAACAUUUGGA